Messenger RNA from Cuscuta epithymum, 864 nucleotides. Lineage: Eukaryota; Viridiplantae; Streptophyta; Magnoliopsida; Solanales; Convolvulaceae. The record is from the annotation of a GenBank genome assembly.
AUUGUGCUACCAAUACAUAGAUUUAAUACUAAUGGCGGCCAAAAAGUCUCGGAACCCUGAGCUCAUCAGGGGCGUCGGCACCUUCUCAAGGUCGAAGAUGUACCACAAGAGGGGUCUUUGGGCAAUCAAAGCCAAAAACGGCGGAAAAUUUCCUCACCACGAAAAGAAGAUCGCCGAAGCACCGGUGGCCGAGAAGCCACCGAAGUUUUACCCCGCCGACGAUGUUAAGAAGCCACUCGUCAACAAGCAUAAACCUAAACCAACUAAGCUUAGGUCCAGUAUCACUCCGGGAACAGUUCUGAUUAUCCUCGCCGGUCGAUUUAAGGGAAAGAGGGUUGUGUUCCUAAAGCAACUCGCGUCUGGGCUUCUUCUUAUCACUGGCCCAUUCAAGAUCAACGGCGUUCCUCUGAGGCGCGUGAAUCAAGCUUAUGUGAUUGCAACCUCAACGAAAGUUGACAUUUCUGGUGUAAAUUUGGAGAAGAUUGACGAUAAGUACUUCGCUAAGAAGGGAGAAAAGAAGAAGAAGAAGACCGAAGGAGAGUUCUUUGAUGCAGACAAAGAGGAGAAGAUUGCCCUACCUCAAGAGAAGAAGGAUGACCAGAAGGAAGUUGAUGCCGUUCUGAUUAAAGCAAUUGAGUCAGUUCCAGAUUUGAAGACUUAUUUGGGUGCAAGAUUCUCCCUGAAGGAAGGCAUGAAACCCCAUGCUCUAGUUUUUUAGAGAAAAGUCAUCACCAUUUGAUUAUCUUAUUCUGAAAGUGAAAAUUUUCUUGUUUCCUAAUGAUUUUUAUCUUGUUCAACCUGAAUUUUGUUUUAAUAUGCAGUAUUUUACAAUUUAUAUUGCUAAAAAAAAAAAAAAAAAAAAAA